CCAGGGUCUCCUUCUCCCCGAGCGGCCAGCCAUCUCCCACGCCCCUGGGUCUCGGAGACACCGGCUGGGAGGCUCCUCUGAGAACCACAAAAAUCUGGGACCCAGUGUCCUGGCAGCAUGCGGAGCACAUGCACAGCGCUGGUAUCUGUUUUGAAUUAUCCCCUCAAGCUGAGAUGCAGUUUGAAUGGGCUGCCCACGGGUGAAGGAGGGAGCUGGGGUGACUCAUUGUUACUACGGGGAGCUUGUGGUAGGAGGGUGAGUCACCCUGCUGGGCACCAACCUCAGCCCUCACCCACUUUCCUGUACCCCAGCCUGUCCGAACCCCUCCCUUUGCUCUGCAUCCAGGCCCCCUCUUCUACCUUUUGCCCAUCCACUCCUGCUCCUGGCCUCUGCCCUGGACCCUGAGGCACAGAGGGAGUGGUGAGCAGCUUGGUGCCAGGAGCACUGAGCAGAGGGAAAGCCAGAUGUGGGAGCUUCAAGGACGGGGUGACCUGGUGAGGGUGGGCUUGAUUACCCCACCCCCAUCCCCCACCCCCGUGACCAGCCGCGGUUCUCUCCCUUCCACACUAACAAGCCCCGCCCCCCGUGGCUAAGUGACGUCCCCUUUAAGAGAAGUGGCCCCGCCUCCUAUCCCAAAGACCUAUUAGAGCCUUGGCCCGGGCGCCGGUGACUCAGUGUUCGCGGGAGCGCAGCUUCUCCUCCAACCAACCCCGAGGCCGAGCUUCCCUAGUGCCCGGCCCAGCUCCGCACGCCUGCCAGCCGCCAGCCCAGAGCCAGCCGGCCGGCGCGCUCCGACCGAGCACUCGCUGCCCUUCAGCCCCAGUUCGCUCCGCGCCCUUCUUGGGACCCCUGCCCCGCGGGCAGCGCUGCCACCCUGCCGGCCAUGGAGACUCCGUCCCAAAGGCGCGCCACCCGCAGCGGGGCGCAAUCCAGCUCCACGCCGCUGUCGCCCACCCGCAUCACCCGGCUGCAGGAGAAGGAGGACCUGCAGGAGCUCAACGAUCGCCUGGCGGUCUACAUCGACCGGGUGCGCUCCCUGGAGACGGAGAACGCGGGGCUGCGCCUCCGCAUCACCGAGUCCGAGGAGGUGGUCAGCCGCGAGGUGUCUGGCAUCAAGGCCGCCUAUGAGGCCGAGCUGGGAGAUGCCCGCAAGACCCUCGACUCGGUGGCCAAGGAGCGCGCCCGCCUGCAGCUGGAGCUGAGCAAAGUGCGAGAGGAAUUUAAGGAGCUCAAAGCCCGCAACACCAAAAAGGAGGGAGACUUGCUGGCGGCCCAGGCCCGCCUCAAGGACCUGGAGGCUCUGCUCAACUCCAAGGAGGCCGCGCUAAGCACUGCCCUCAGUGAGAAGCGGACGCUGGAGGGUGAGCUGCAUGACCUGCGAGGGCAGGUGGCCAAGCUCGAGGCAGCCCUGGGUGAGGCCAAGAAGCAACUUCAGGAUGAGAUGCUGCGGCGAGUGGACGCUGAGAACAGGCUGCAGACCCUGAAGGAGGAACUGGACUUCCAGAAGAACAUCUACAGCGAGGAGCUGCGUGAGACCAAGCGCCGCCAUGAGACCCGGCUGGUGGAGCUUGAUAACGGGAAGCAGCGAGAGUUUGAGAACAAGCUGGCAGACGCCCUGCAGGAGCUUCGCUCCCAGCAUGAAGACCAGGUGGAGCAGUACAAGAAGGAGCUGGAGAAGACCUAUUCUGCCAAGCUGGAUAAUGCCAGGCAGUCUGCAGAGAGGAACAGCAACCUGGUGGGGGCUGCCCACGAGGAGCUGCAGCAGUCCCGCAUCCGCAUCGACAGCCUCUCGGCUCAGCUUAGCCAGCUGCAGAAACAGCUGUCAGCCAAGGAGGCCAAGCUGCGAGACCUGGAGGAUGCCCUGGCUCGGGAACGGGACACCAGUCGGCGGCUGCUGGCAGAGAAGGAGAGGGAGAUGGCGGAGAUGCGGGCAAGGAUGCAGCAGCAGCUGGAUGAGUACCAGGAGCUGCUGGACAUCAAGCUGGCCCUGGACAUGGAGAUCCACGCCUACCGCAAGCUGCUGGAGGGCGAGGAGGAGAGGCUCCGCCUGUCCCCCAGUCCCACCUCGCAGCGCCGAGGAGGCCGGUCCUCCACUCACUCGUCCCAGGUGCAGAGCAGCGGCAGCGUCACCAAGAAGCGCAAACUGGAGGCGAGCGAGAGCCGCAGCAGCUUCUCGCAGCAUGCCCGCACCAGCGGCCGCGUGGCGGUGGAGGAGGUGGAUGAGGAGGGCAAGUUUGUGCGCCUGCGCAACAAGUCCAAUGAGGACCAGUCCAUGGGCAAUUGGCAGAUCAAACGCCAAAAUGGAGACGAUCCCUUGAUGACCUACCGCUUCCCACCCAAGUUCACCCUGAAGGCUGGCCAGGCAGUGACUAUUUGGGCUUCUGGGGCUGGGGCCACCCACAACCCCCCUACCGACUUGGUGUGGAAGGCACAGAGCACCUGGGGCUGCGGGAACAGCCUGCGCACGGCGCUCAUCAACUCCAACGGGGAAGAGGUGGCCAUGCGCAAGCUGGUGCGUUCGUUGACCACCGUGAUGGACGACGAUGACGAUGACGAGGAUGGCGAUGAACUGCUCCAUCAACAUCAUGGCUCCCACUGCAGCGGCUCGGGGGACCCCGCUGAGUACAACCUGCGCUCGCGCACCGUGCUGUGCGGGACUUGCGGGCAACCUGCUGCCGACAAGGCCAGCGGAGGCGCGGGAGCCCAGGUGGGCGGAUCCAUGUCCUCCAGCUCCUCCGCCUCCAGUAUGACAGUCACCCGCAGCUACCGCAGUGUGGGGGGCAGUGGGGGGGGCAGCUUCGGGGACAGCCUGGGCCCCCGCUCCUACCUCCUGGGCAACUCCAGUCCCCGAACCCAGAACGCCCAGAACUGCAGCAUCAUGUAAUUUGGGACCUGCCAGGGCAGGCUGGGGUGGGGGCCUCCUCCGCCUCACCUCAUGCCCACCCCACCCCCCACGCUGAACUUCAUGAAUGGGGGGGGGGCUUGAAGCCAAAGAAGAAUUCCCCUUUGGUUGUUUGUUUUUCUUCUGUAUUUUCUUUUUUUUUUUCUAAGAGAAAUUAUUUUCUACAGUGGUUUUAUA
Echinops telfairi (small Madagascar hedgehog) is the source of this 3079-nucleotide messenger RNA. It is a transcript of the gene LMNA, whose product is annotated as lamin A/C. Bases 884 to 2884 code for a protein of 666 amino acids. The transcript is spliced from 14 exons. NCBI's taxonomy places the organism in Eukaryota, Metazoa, Chordata, Mammalia, Afrosoricida, Tenrecidae. The record is from RefSeq and is a predicted model, not a curated record.